AUGACAGAGGAAAUAGCGUAUGCAGAUCUGGAAUUUAAUAAAUCUUAUGCACAGGAAAAUAUCCCAAAGCCUCCCACUCCUGAGGAAAAAGGUCUCCUCACUUCAUUCCCAUGGCGUCUGGCUGCCCUGACUUUGCUCACAUUGUGUCUGGCAUUAACGGUAGGACUGCUAGCCCUGGGGGUAAUCUUUUUCCAGGUUACCAGCAUCUGCCAGGAAGAGAAUGUAAAACUCAAAGAGAAGGAGAAAGCUCUGCAAACAAAUUUCUCAAGCACGCUGGAAGAAAUAAGAGAGAGUUUGUGUUUGGAAGGGGAAGCGAAGAAUAAAAAUAAUGGAAUGAGUUGUAUACUCUGUCCCACAAACUGGCAACGAAUGGGAGACAACACCUGUUACUACAAUUCUUCAGAGAAGAAGACAUGGAACGGGAGUCGGAACUUCUGUGCCUCACAAAAUUCCACCCUUCUCAUGAUAAAAGACAAGGAGAAGCUGGAAAAUGUUAGUCGAUAUUGUAUUAAAGAACAUUACUGGAUUGGAUUAUCACGACGUAACACUGAAAGGCCUGGUUGGUUUUGGGAGGACCCCACAGCUCUUUCUACAUCAGAAAAGGGAAUCUCUAUUUAUAGGCGCAACAAUCCCUGUGCAUAUCUGUGGGAUAAAUACAUUUAUGUGGAUCAGCGCUGUGAUGAGAACAAUUUCUGGAUCUGUGAGAAGGCACCCCUCCAGCUGUGGUUCACAGACAAUCAGUAG
Emys orbicularis (European pond turtle) is the source of this 744-nucleotide messenger RNA. RefSeq names its product C-type lectin domain family 12 member B-like. The coding region runs from base 1 to 744 and encodes 247 amino acids. Lineage: Eukaryota; Metazoa; Chordata; Testudines; Emydidae. The record is from RefSeq and is a predicted model, not a curated record. Gene Ontology annotation, cellular component: plasma membrane. The transcript is spliced from 7 exons. Gene Ontology annotation, molecular function: transmembrane signaling receptor activity. Gene Ontology annotation, biological process: signal transduction.